This is a messenger RNA of Lacerta agilis (Sand lizard), 1733 nucleotides long. It is a transcript of the gene LRRN4CL, whose product is annotated as LRRN4 C-terminal like. Bases 355 to 1233 code for a protein of 292 amino acids. The transcript has 2 exons. Lineage: Eukaryota; Metazoa; Chordata; Lepidosauria; Squamata; Lacertidae. Gene Ontology annotation, molecular function: protein binding. The record is from RefSeq and is a predicted model, not a curated record.
UGAGAUCAUCCCACGAGGAGGAUAUAAAAGUUUGGGUUUUUGGCUUCGCAAGAGGCCACCACUUUGCUAGUUCCCGGCAAGCCAGCGCAAGGAGCUCUUGCUUAUCAUUUCCACGGAUACCACAAAUUGCUCCUCAGCCUUUAGGCGGCAAUCAUUGUGCCCCCCCACCCCCAUACAGGCAGCUUUUGAUACACACGCACCACAUUUCAGCACCACAGGCUUUUGGUCCUUGCCUGGUGGGUCCUGUUAUUCCUGAAAACAGCUCCAUCGUUCUUUCUUUCAUCGAGGGGCAGAGACCCUUCCCGGCCGCCUGUUGCCUAGCAACCAAAAGCAGACAUCCACCAUCCAGGAGCCAUGCAAAUCCCGGGGCUGUUUCUGGUAGCGGCUUGGAUCCUGACCCUCUGCCCCCAGGCAUCACCGACAAGCAUGGGACACCCUUUGCCCGUGCCCCUGAAAGAGAGCCCCCUGUUCCCGCAUCCCUUGGGGAGCAACGCCCCAGCGGUGAGCAAAGACAGGACCUCACCACCUGCUCCGGUCAAACCUCCUCUGGAUUAUCCUGACGAUCAACAUUACGAUGACUAUGACUACCCUCUGACCUCAGAGCCCCAGACGCCCGGCCUCCCACGGCAGCCCCAUCACCUUUGCAAAUACAACCCCUGCCAGCACCUCCAAGUGCCCUGUGAGGAGCUGAGUAGGGCUAGCGGGUGCUUGUGCCCAGGGGUCACCGGCCCAGAUGUGCCCCCCGAGCCGCCCCGCCUGCAGAUGGUCCACACGAGUGAGGUGGCAGCGAGCAUGCGCUGGUGUGCGCCUUCCUCCACAGUGCAGGAGUAUCGCUUGCGCUAUCAGUUGGUCGGCGAGGACUUCCUCUCCGGCCCGGCCCUCAACAACACUUCCCGCUUGGCGGCUGUCUCAGGGUUGCUGCCAGGUCACGAGUACCUGUUAUGCAUCGUGGCAUCCAACCGGGCCGGAUCCAGCCCCAUGGACGAUGGCACCCGGCAGCACGGGCCGUGCCGCCUCGUCUGGACCCCUGCCCACCAAAUGCCCUAUGUCUACAUAGCUGCGGGGCUGGCUGCCACCCUCAUCCUUGUGGUCAUCUCUGCCUUGGCCUGGCAUUUCUGCGUCCGCAACAAGAGGAAGCAUCCUCACCGUGGGUCGAUGGACAAUAUCCUCGACGCUGAGACAGGCCUGGAUGGCGCGGCAAACAGCUCUUUCCGCAGUGAGGAGCAGCUCUGAGCAGGGUGUUGGCGUCUACUGGCAAGAUGGCAUCUCUGUUGCUUCAGAGUUAGAGGCUCUGUUUCUUUGUGGGAGCUUCACUCGACGCCCUUGCUUUCAAAAUGCUGUGUCUGUUGCUGCCUCCAGGGUGGAAGGGGCAGCAAUUUUGUGUUAUCCAGGCCUUUUUUUCAGCCAGUACUCAGUUCUGGUACCUCUCAGGUGGGCCAUUGCCAUUAUAAGAGAACAAGUGAGGCAUUCAUGGUGAGUUCCAGCACCUCUUUUUCUCAGAAAAAUAGCACUGGUGCCAUCCAUGCUGUCUACACAGAGGUGGCAACUGUUUUCUUCAGAGAUGUUUUCUUCAAAGGCUCUGUCGUUUUCGUGGACCUUCGCCCAGCUCUAUUCCUGCUGCCUCUAGGGCAGAAGGGGAGCGAUUCUGAACUCUCAGCGCAGGGGAAUUUGAACCAGUCCACUCCCCUGAUCUUUCAUGGCCUGAGAGAGGGUGCACAGACAGAUCUGACCUG